AACGCCUUCAUUCUACCAGCUCGUAGUCAGUGAUCAACCAUGAGUGGUCGGGGCAAAGGCGGAAAAGGACUCGGUAAGGGAGGCGCCAAGCGUCACCGUAAAGUUCUCCGUGAUAACAUCCAGGGCAUCACCAAGCCCGCGAUCCGCCGUCUGGCUCGCCGAGGUGGAGUCAAGCGUAUCUCGGGUCUGAUCUACGAGGAGACUCGCGGCGUGCUCAAGGUUUUCCUGGAGAACGUGAUCCGUGACGCCGUGACCUACACCGAACACGCCAAGAGGAAGACGGUGACCGCCAUGGACGUGGUCUACGCCCUGAAGAGGCAGGGACGCACUCUGUACGGCUUCGGAAGCUAAACACGAAACAACCACCACAACCAAAGGCUCUUUUAAGAGCCACUCACUCUGCUGUGAGCUGCUUCCUUGUUUGAGCUACAGUAUAAAAAACGGUGUACUUAUUACUGAUACUUAUCACUACCAAUAUCAAUAAUGUAUGAUAUGGAAAUUGUGGUGUUGUAUGUCAACUUCUAUUAAGUAGUAUGGGAUAUGUAUAACAAUGCAUGUAUAUAUGUUUGUAUGAGUAUGUGCACACACCUUAACACCAUCAUUGGUAUUAGUAUUAAUCUCCAAGGUAAACCACAGUACAGUAACAGUUGUUUAGUUAUGAAUAUGUUAGCCUAAGGUACAUCCCUGCUUCUUAUUUAUUUUGCUCCGAUUGUUUACUUAAGAGAUUUGCUUGGUUUCAGCAGCUGUUUGCACCCCUUAAAUUUUCAAAAAACGUAUAUUCUGUAUAAAACCUGUCUGACAUUGGUUACGGUGGGUACAAUUAACAUAAAAUCAAUUUUUAACAAUAUUCAAGUAGCACAUCUAUUAUAACAAAUUUCAUCCACAAUACAACCAAGUAAAAAAACAUCACACAUGCACUCAUACAUGCAUGCAUCCAUAUGUGACCGGUGGCUUUCUGCGUUGUCCAGCUUAUUCUGACAAACAAAUAAAACACAACCCACACCAGGGUGGAAACACGCCCUCUCUCCUGCACCUACAUGCACCAGACAUAAACGCAUAACUGAAGUUCGCUUGCUUUGUACAACUAGUACAACAGCUAGUGUUAACACAUCUUGUGGUACAUGAAGCACCCACCUCUUCUACCAGAGUCAUGACAGAGAGGGGGUGCAGCCCACGUUUAUCCCAAAUGCAGAAAAAAAAUAAAAAUAAAAAGGGGCUCCACUUCUGUUACUAUCAGCUGUUACAUAUAAUUAGAUAUAAGAUAAUAUUAUUAUACAGCCUUAAGAUCAGGUUUUGUGUAAUUAUAACAAUAUAUCAGUAUAACUCUUUUAUAAUAUAACCCUUUAAUAUCUCUGUGGUGGCAUCAGCCAUCGUUUAUGGAGUGGUCUGCUGGUGCAGCAGCAUCUCAGCAGCAGACAGGAGGCGACUGGAGAAGCUGGUCAGGAAGGCCGUUCUGGGGCUGCCUCUUGAUUCAGUGCAGGGGGUGGGAGAAAGGAGGAUGGUAACUACAUGUAAGCUAUCAUCCAUGAUGGAGAACGAUGCCCACCCACUGUAUGAAACGGUGUCAUUACUAUGCAGCUCCUUCAGUGACAGACUGAUACAUCCUAAGUGUCUGAAGGAGCGUCAUCGUAGGUUGAUUCUACCUGCAGCUGUAAGACUUACAACCUAAACUGCUCCUAGUUAAUCACUGUUCAUUAUUGUAAUUGUUGCUACAAUUGUCACCUUAUACUGUGGUCACCAUACAAAUGUUUGGGCAAACUUUUACCUUGUGCAAUAUCUGGUCAAUCCAUGGUGGAAUUACCCAUCACCUCAGUCUGCAUGUGGGUAUAUACAGUAUAGGAUACAUUUUUAAUUUUACUGAAAUUGUAUGUAAUUUUGAUUCCGCUCUUGGUUUGUACUGCUGCUGCAACAUGGAAAUUUUCCCAUUGUGGGACUAAUAAAGGUCUAUGUUAUCUUAUCUUAA
Molecule: messenger RNA, 1963 nt
Organism: Betta splendens (Siamese fighting fish)
Lineage: Eukaryota; Metazoa; Chordata; Actinopteri; Anabantiformes; Osphronemidae
Product: histone H4
Exons: 1
Coding region: 40-351 (103 amino acids)
Biological process (GO): nucleosome assembly
Cellular component (GO): nucleosome
Molecular function (GO): protein heterodimerization activity; DNA binding; structural constituent of chromatin
Source: RefSeq, a predicted model, not a curated record